Monoraphidium neglectum is the source of this 1272-nucleotide messenger RNA. RefSeq lists its product as hypothetical. The record is from RefSeq and is a predicted model, not a curated record. NCBI's taxonomy places the organism in Eukaryota, Viridiplantae, Chlorophyta, Chlorophyceae, Sphaeropleales, Selenastraceae. The coding region runs from base 1 to 1272 and encodes 423 amino acids. The transcript is spliced from 6 exons.
AUGACUGUGCUGCUGCACAAGCAGCUGACCAAGACAGACCUCGGUGCGCUUUCUGUCAAGAACAUUCGCAUCACCCUGGGCAAGGCGCAGGUCCGCGCCGCGCUCUGCAACCUCCUGGACUGCGCGCGGCCGGAUGAUCUGAGCGGCACCGACCAGGCGCUGGAAGCUCUCGCAACCACAGCUGUGCCGCUGGCUGCGUCCGACCCGUCCGGCUCCGCGUGGGAGCUGCUGCUGAAGAGUACCUACAGGGCCGGCAGCCAGGCCUUCUUCAUAGAGCGCGCAGGGGAGUUCCUCCGCAGCUGCGACGCCCAGCCGGGCGAUGUCUGGGAGCUGACACGGCACUCUGGCAAGCUGGAAAUGCGUGUCAUCAAGGCCGAGGCGGGCCCAGAGCCCAGCAUCACUCAAGCGGAGGACGCCACUGAUGAGGCGUGCUCCUCCGACGUGAGCGACCAACAAGCGAUCCCCGCGUGCGUCCGCGGCCCCGCCGCCGGCGCCCUCAUGUCGCCGCCGCCGCCCGCGGCGGGGCCCGCGCUGCUGCCGCCGCCGCCGUUUGCGCCGGCGGCGCCGCGGCCCAUCCAGUCGUCGCCGCCGGGCGGGCUCAGCGACACGACACACUACGGCUCUACGUCUUCGCUGGGCAGCUACCCGCCGGCAGCGAGCGCCGCGGCUGCGGUAGCAAUGCUGAUGGGGCCGCCUUCGGGGCCGCUUGCCGACCGACCGGAGCACAAGCGUUCGGCGCCGCACGACGCGGCCCUCCCGGCGCACGACGCCAAGCGCGCGGUCCCGCCGGGCGGGCCGGCGAGUGCGACGCCGUCGCCGAGCGCGCCGCGGCCGGCGGCGCCAGCGCAGGCGCAGGCGCCGCCGUACGCGCUCGUGCUGCCCGCGGCGGCGUUUGCUGGCCAGCCCGCCGCGCAGCAGCCGGCGCGGCAGCAGGGGCAGCUCAUUGGCGACCCCCAGGGCCUGCAGGCUCCAGGCUACUAUUUCGCCGUCCCCGCCCCGCACCAAGCCGCCUGGCAGGGCGGCUGGGCCGUCGCGCAGCCCCCCUUCUACUUCGCCGCCGCCCCGCCGCCCGCCGCGCCGCAGCAGCACGCCCUGCAGGCGCAGCCGGCGCCGCCGGGCGCCGCCGGCGGGGGUGCGCCCCCGCAGCACAUCCUCGUGACGUGCAACGGCCUGCAGGGCUUCUUGGACGUGAACGACAUGAUGAUCGUCGUCGGCGCCGGCGGCGGGCAGCACCAGGUGCGCCCCGCGCCCCGCGCCGUGGGGUGCGCGUGA